Messenger RNA from Colias croceus (clouded yellow), 1047 nucleotides. Its product is annotated as estradiol 17-beta-dehydrogenase 8. Lineage: Eukaryota; Metazoa; Arthropoda; Insecta; Lepidoptera; Pieridae. Gene Ontology annotation, molecular function: oxidoreductase activity, acting on the CH-OH group of donors, NAD or NADP as acceptor. The record is from RefSeq and is a predicted model, not a curated record. The coding region runs from base 178 to 945 and encodes 255 amino acids. The transcript is spliced from 7 exons.
UAUUAAACUAAACAGUCUUUGAGUCCGCAGAGCAAGUGUUUGAGUCUUAUCAAGAUUUAUAUCAGCUGUAAUCGUCUUGUGUCAAGUUAUGAGCUUGGGUGAUAACAGAUAUCAAAGUCAAAGUUCUAUGUUACAUAUUAUUCGAUCGUGAAACAAAAUAAUAUUUUAAUAAUAACUAUGGUGUCUGGUUUAGUAGCAGGAAGACUUGCACUUGUCACAGGUGCGGGUUCAGGAAUUGGCAGAGCGGCAUGUCAAGUUUUAGCCAGGGAAGGGGCUACAGUGAUAGCUGCAGAUAGGAAUUAUGAUGCAGCAUUGGAAACUAUUAAAGCCCAUACAGCUCUUGCAUCUGGUUCUAGUGCUAUUGGUGACCACUGUGCGGCAGAAGUUGAUGUAUCAGACUCGAAAUCUGUAAAAAAUCUAGUCCAAACACUUUCAAAGCAAUUCAAAGUGCCACCGAGUAUAGUUGUUAACUCGGCAGGCAUCACUAGGGAUAAUUGGAUGCUCAAACUGUCAGAAGAGGACUAUGAUAGCGUACUUAAUGUUAAUCUGAAGGGGUCUUUUCUAAUAAUGCAGGAAUUUGCAAAGCUAAUGAUAGAUGCUUCACUGCCAGGGUCUAUAGUUAAUAUCUCUAGUAUAGUGGGAAAAUAUGGUAAUAUGGGUCAAGCAAAUUAUUCAGCCAGCAAAUCUGGUCUGAUUGGGAUGACAAAGACUGCUUCUAAGGAAUUAGGCAAAUUUAAUAUAAGAGUCAAUGUUAUACUGCCCGGCUUUGUGAACACUCCAAUAAUAGAUUCUGUACCAGAUAAAGUAAAGGAAUCAUUAUUGAAAAUGAUGCCUUUGGGAAGAUUGGGACAACCAGAAGAAAUUGCCGAAGUUAUAAUGUUUUUAAGUUCGGAUAAAAGUUCGUUUGUAACUGGUGCUUCCAUUGACGUCACUGGGGGAUAUUAAAUUAUUUAUAAUUAUUCUAAAAUAAGGAAAUCACGGAAAUCACAGGAAAUGGUGUAAUAGAAACAUAAUUGAAAUGUUUAAUGAAUAUUUGGGUAACUUGUA